This is a messenger RNA of Chanos chanos (milkfish), 870 nucleotides long. RefSeq names its product calcium channel, voltage-dependent, gamma subunit 5a (gene cacng5a). Bases 1 to 870 code for a protein of 289 amino acids. The record is from RefSeq and is a predicted model, not a curated record. Lineage: Eukaryota; Metazoa; Chordata; Actinopteri; Gonorynchiformes; Chanidae. Gene Ontology annotation, biological process: neurotransmitter receptor internalization; regulation of AMPA receptor activity; positive regulation of synaptic transmission, glutamatergic. Gene Ontology annotation, cellular component: postsynaptic density membrane; AMPA glutamate receptor complex. The transcript has 6 exons. Gene Ontology annotation, molecular function: voltage-gated calcium channel activity; channel regulator activity.
AUGAGCCUUUGCGGCAGGAAGGCGCUGACACUGCUCAGCAGCGUGUUUGCUGUAUGCAGCCUGGGACUCCUGGGCAUUGCUGUCAGCACUGACUAUUGGCUCUACCUGGAGGAGGGUGUCAUUCUCCCCCUGAACCAGAGCACGGAGAUGCGCAUGUCCCUCCACUCCGGCCUCUGGAGGGUGUGCUUCCUCGCCGACUCAACCCCGCCAGAGCGAGUCUUGCCCACCGGCAAACCAGGGGAGGAGAAAGGACGCUGUUUCACCAUCGAGUACGUCAUGCCCAUGAACAUCCAGAUGACCUCCGAGUCUACAGUCAGUGUGCUGAAGAUGAUUCGCUCAGCUACUCCGUUUCCAUUGGUCAGUCUCUUCUUCAUGUUCAUCGGUUUUGUCCUGAACAACAUUGGCCACAUUCGUCCUCACCGCACAAUCCUGGCUUUCGUUUCUGGAAUCUUCUUCAUCUUGUCAGGUCUCUCUCUGGUGGUGGGCCUGGUCUUGUAUAUAUCCAGUAUUAAUGAUGAAAUGCUGAACAGAACUAAGACCAAUGAGGCUUAUUUCAGCUAUAAAUAUGGCUGGUCCUUUGCUUUUGCUGCUAUCUCCUUCCUGCUCACAGAGGCAGCUGGUGUGAUGUCUGUGUACCUGUUCAUGAAACGCUAUACGGCGGAGGAGAUGUAUCGGCCCCACCCCGGCUUCUACCGGCCACGCCUCAGCAACUGCUCCGACUACUCCGGUCAGUUUCUCCAUCCAGAUGCCUGGACCCGCGGCCGAAGCCCCUCUGACAUCUCCAGCGAAGCUUCUCUCCAGAUGAACUCCAACUAUCCGGCCCUCCUCAAGUGUCCCGAGUACGACCAGAUGUCCUCAUCCCCCUGUUGA